GUUUCGAUCGUGGCUGCCUUGCUUGUUGUCCUUUUGAUAUUAAAUAAAGAUCACCUAGUAAUUUCGGAAUCAUGUAAAAGACACGAUAUCCUCAAUUAUCAAUGCCCUUUGGAGAUCACUUUCCAUUGUUCGCAUCUUUAUGUACCUACUCUACAAGCCAUUCCCCUCGAGCUAGAUUUCGCAAUGCAGCUCAACAAGCAGAAGACAAUCUUAGUGGUCUCGGAAAAGGACAAUACGGAUGAGCCAAGCAGAAGAACUGGAGAUAUCUGGACACAACUUGUAGCACAUCUGCGCUCAACAGCCCCGCCGCGAUCCAUCUUACACCCGUUCAAAGUUCUACAAGCGGAUCCCUGGAAGAAUUUUAAGAUCGACAUUCAACUCGAGAAAGCUGUGCACGGAUACUUGACACCAGAUCGACAGCAAAGAGCAUCCCUUCUUGUUUUCGGUGUUCAACUUGUAUCUCAACGACGAAAAACACCCUUCAAGCGCUUGACACUAGAAGCAAAGUUGAUGGAAACACAAGGGUCUCCAUCUUCGCGCCCCGAAGUUCUCGCUCAUGCACCAUUCGUAUUCGAAGAAGCCUUAAAAAGAUGCGAGAUAGAAGUUCAGAACGCGAGACGAGUCAAAGAUCACGCCGCUGCCAGCUUCAAUGUUGGAGGUGCCAAAAUUGGCAUUGGACGAGAGGUGACGAGAUCCAGAACCUCACGUUCGAUCCAUAAAUACUUUGCCAAGGGCUCUUCUGCUACCACGGUCGACGAUGAUGGGAAAUGUUCGGGGAUAUGGUGGAACGUCAAACAAAGCACUAUUCCAGAUGCUCAAGAUGAUGCUGGCAUCGAUCCGAAUUAUUGUUUUGCAAUUCUCCUAACGCGAGAGAGGAACGACAAAGCCGUCUUCAAAGUCAAGAUCAAUCUGGAAGCCCAUGCUGGUUUGAGCUACCUGCUUGAGAAUAAGUUCUCGCAUGUCAUACAUGUGAAGGAUUUGAACGUCGACCCGCGAACGUGGCAUGUAGGGCCUUGCAGAUCCAUCGAUCGGGAGAGACUUGGCCAUUUUCUCAAGCCAGAAAAUCUAGUGGCAUUAACGAAGUCAUCCAGAUGAUAAUUUCUACAUCGCAGCGGAUUCAAGAGAUCCACGGGAUUGGGGCGAUUUGAUUUAAGUUCUUGUAUUUGAAUUGUGGCAUAAAGGAGUGUUGGUUUUCUUGUCCUUUCGUUUCUAUUGCUCGUACUGCUAGUGCCAUCAUUUCGUUUCAAUAUGAUGUUUUUAUUUCUCCUCACUUCACUGAGCUUAAUGCCAAGAUUUGGAGGACUAGAGUCAUCAGCUCCUAAGACAGUGGCGCUUGCAGAGCCCCAGAAGUUAUGUAGUGUCACCUCCUCGAAAGCUUAUCGGCAUUCUCAUUGGACGUAGGAAAGAAACCAACAACUCCCUCAUCCUCUGUCUCUAUAGCUUGCCAGCAUUUCCUUUCUCUGGAUUCAUGCGAUGCAGAUAUUGGUGUGGCAAGUGCUUGAAGAAUGAUGUAUAGUAAGCCGUUU
This is a messenger RNA of Mollisia scopiformis, 1526 nucleotides long. RefSeq lists its product as uncharacterized. The transcript has a single exon. The record is from RefSeq and is a predicted model, not a curated record. The coding region runs from base 184 to 1095 and encodes 303 amino acids. Lineage: Eukaryota; Fungi; Ascomycota; Leotiomycetes; Helotiales; Mollisiaceae.